AUGAAUUAUCCAAUGGGUUAUGAAAUCCCUUCAUCCAUGCAAAAUCGUCACCAAGAACAAUUCUAUCAACAUUCCUACCAAUAUGAAGAUGCUUUACAGGGUCUUCAACUUGUUCUGAUUGUUGACAAGAGUGGUUCAAUGGCAACAUUGGAUGAAGAUGCCACUGGACAAGGAAGACAGAAGGGAAUGGUUCAAACCAAUCAAUGGACUCGAUAUGACAAUGUGUUUCAAGUCGCCAAAUAUUUAGCUGAAAGCGUUUUUGAAUAUGAUGCAAACGGCUCGGUUCCAAUCUUUUUCUUUGACGAUCAGGUUGUUGAAUAUCAAGCGACCAACAUUGGUCAAAUGUUGGUGAGUUUUAGAAAUCACAGACCUGGAGGAUCAACCAAUUUAUUGGAUGCUUUGAAAAUGGCAUUUGACAGACACUUGAACAACCAUGAAAAUAUUUUGUUUAUUGUGUUCACAGAUGGGAGUCCUAACUCUGGACAGGAACCUAAAAUCCUUGACUUGAUUUAUAACCGAGUUGUGAAAUCAGAUCCAACGGGAAAUCGAGUGAAUGUCUUAUUUAUUCGACAUGGUGACGACAGCGGUGCUAUUGAAUUCUUACGUCAUUUGGAUGAUUGUAAGAAAGUGGGAGAAAAUGUGGAUACCAAGAGUGAUAAUGCCAUCUUUGCCAUGGGACCUAAAAAUGUUAUUCUGAAUGCAAUUUACGAACACUUGGACGCCCAGUUCAAGCAUAUCAUUUAA
Naegleria lovaniensis is the source of this 744-nucleotide messenger RNA. RefSeq lists its product as uncharacterized. The coding region runs from base 1 to 744 and encodes 247 amino acids. The record is from RefSeq and is a predicted model, not a curated record. The transcript has a single exon. Lineage: Eukaryota; Heterolobosea; Eutetramitea; Acrasida; Naegleriidae.